CCGAAGUCUUCCUCGUUAAUCCAAUCAUGAGCCGGCUAGGACUGACCCGAUACGAGGUGAAAGCCUGCAAGGCCUGUCAAUCGUCCAAGAGGAAGUGCACCAAGCAGCAGCCCAAAUGCCGCCGUUGCGACCUUCGAGGCUUGGACUGUCUCUAUGAGCCUUUACCCAAUACCUUUGUCUAUCAAGCUACACAGAACUACGGGGGACAAGCCUCCACGUUGGCAGCCUUUCCAGAGGCACGAUUGUUGCAAUCAGGCCAAGAUGACAGUUGGUCUGAGCUGGUAGACAUAGAAGUGGAGAGUCAUCAAAGCGCUCCGGGUACUAUCUCAUUAGAAGAUUUGAAGGUGGCUUGGUUCCUUGAUCCAGAUUCCUGGAGGACAGUUCCGAUUCAAGAGUCGAAUAGGGCGCAUCUCACUACGGACAUGAUUCGGGGGCUUUUAUACCAAACAAGAGACUGGCUGAGCGAUUGGACAAGAAGCGGAAGUAAUGUGUUUGUGCAUCAUGAACUCUACAGAAACAGUCUCCCCGACUGCAUUAGUGAUGCUUUCACAACAUUGUCUUCAUAUUUGUCAAGGACACCCGAGACCAAUGAGAUGGUGCUCCGGAUCGCAGAGCAGAACGCCGAGAGGUUAUUGGUGUCUGAGGACGGCAGAAGAACAUCUGGAGACACUCUGAGUAGCCUGAGUCGUGUACAAGCACUCCUGGUUUAUUGCACGAUCCGAUUGCUGGACGGUGAUCUGUGCCAACGUCACAAAGCGGAGCAGCAUCUUCAAACCCUACAGGAUUGGACGAAAGAAAUGAUGAAUGAUGCUCUCAAGGCGACUAAUAACGGAGAUAUGAUUAUGAAGAACCAUCUCACGAAUGUAAGCCCUCAAUAUUUCACAUUACCGCUGCUCCUGGGCCAGUUCUCCCCUGAACAACUACUCUGGCAUUCGUGGGUACUGUCAGAGUCUAUUCGAAGGACAUGGUGUGUAUCCAUGGGCCUUCAAUCAGGCUAUGAGCUGCUGAAAACUGAAUCUGGUCCCUGUUACGGGACCUUGCCCAUCACCACGAGAAAGGGGCUUUGGGAAGCGAGGUCGGCGUUCACUUGGACAAAGAUGUGCGCGGAGAGCAACAUAGGCUUUAUGUGCAGGAAUGAUCAUGAGAAGGUCAUGAUGGAUAUGGAACCCGGAGAUAUUGACGACUUUGCGUUAUCACUUUGGCAAACCAUAAUGUACGACAUGGCAAGACAGUGGAUACUCAACGACCAGCAGGGCUUUGAGACCUCGCUCAAGUAUGAGACAAAUGUGUCCAUUCCAUCGCAAGAUGAGCUCGGUCCCAAUGAUGUUCUAGUGAAACUCAAUGCAGCCAGUCUCAACUAUCGAGACCUCGUCAUUGCUGCAUCAGCUCAAUUUGGCCCCAUCACCCCACCUAUGGUCCCUCUCUGUGACGGAGCGGGCUCAGUCGAAGCCACUGGAUGUUCUGUCAAAGACUACAAGCCUGGUGAUCGAGUCGUCACUUUUCCUGCACCAAACGUGGUGGUGGAGAGAGGAAGCGAUGCUGAUGUCAAUAUGUCUGAUGUGCCAACCAUGCUCGGUCUGGGUACCAAAGGAACGCUUCGAACCCAUGGAGUAUUCUCGGAAGGGGCUCUUGUUCAUGCGCCGGAGUCUGUUGACUGGCUUCAAGCUGCUACUCUCCCCGUCACCUACAUUACAGCUUGGAAUGCCCUCUCGGAACUAGGCAAAGACCAAGUUGGACCGCACACCUGGAUCUUGGUUCAGGGAACUGGAGGCGUCAGCGUGGCAAUGCUGCAACUAGCGUCGUCUCUCGGACUCACAGUCGUGGCGACUACUUCAUCUCAAGAGAAGGCAGAGAAGCUGAAAGGGCUUGGUGCAACUCAUGUUGUCAACUAUCGCGAAAAUCCUACUGGCUGGGGCAAAGAAGCGCGAUCUUUGACGCCUAAUGGAGCAGGAUUCGACAUGAUCGUCGACAUCGGCGGUAAUGAGACACUCAAGCAGUCACUCGAAGCAGUGCGCCCUUAUGGGUCUAUCCAAGUCGUUGGUGCUGUUGCGCAAGACACCCAGGUCGUUCCCAUGAUGGGGGCUCUCAUGUUCACGUGCACUAUUCGUGGGUUUCUCAUGGGUAGCCAGAAUCAGUACAAGGAGCUUGUGCGAUACAUUGAUGAGAAGAAGCUCAAACCUGUAUAUGAUAAUGCGGUCUUUGAGCUGGCAGAUGCUAAGGAGGCUUACAGGAAGCUGAAGGAGCAGAAGCACUUCGCUAAGGUCGUGAUCCGCAUCGACCAUGACUAG
Messenger RNA from Fusarium oxysporum Fo47, 2288 nucleotides. RefSeq lists its product as uncharacterized. Gene Ontology annotation, biological process: regulation of DNA-templated transcription. Gene Ontology annotation, molecular function: zinc ion binding; oxidoreductase activity; DNA-binding transcription factor activity, RNA polymerase II-specific. The transcript is spliced from 4 exons. Bases 27 to 2288 code for a protein of 753 amino acids. The record is from RefSeq and is a predicted model, not a curated record. NCBI's taxonomy places the organism in Eukaryota, Fungi, Ascomycota, Sordariomycetes, Hypocreales, Nectriaceae.